Molecule: messenger RNA, 2542 nt
Organism: Monopterus albus (swamp eel)
Lineage: Eukaryota; Metazoa; Chordata; Actinopteri; Synbranchiformes; Synbranchidae
Gene: pstpip1a
Product: proline-serine-threonine phosphatase interacting protein 1a
Exons: 15
Coding region: 852-2078 (408 amino acids)
Biological process (GO): actin filament polymerization
Cellular component (GO): actin filament; plasma membrane; cytoplasm
Molecular function (GO): actin filament binding
Source: RefSeq, a predicted model, not a curated record
GCUCUUCACCUCAUCAAGGAAAUGGACCAGGAUGGAGAUGGGCAGAUCUCAGAGGCUGAAGUUUUGAAAAAUCAAGAAACAUUCAUGAACAGUGAAGUGACAGACUAUGGCAGACAGCUACACAUAUCACACGAUGAAUUAUAACUAUAUGUUUAUUGUAGAGUUUUCUCAUUUGUUUCCAAAUGGCCUAAUGUUGUUUAUUUCCUGUGUUUUACAUUGACAUUAGUCAUGGGAGGGCAGACCUUUUCUGUCUGUGAUCAAUUUGCAAUAAUAAAUGACAAGAACAAAAAAACCCAUAUCUUGCAACAUCAAAUGAUGCAUUAAUAUUAUAAGUCAAGAUGUCCACAGUGGUGUUUCAUCACUUCGCUGACUCAACAAACUCUGAACACCAGAUCCACAAAAUAAUGUGUGUUGUCGGGCUGUUAAAUUGGAUUGUAUAAUAUUAUAACUAACUGCAACUUGUAUAAAUCCCUCAAGAACAGGGAGGUUAAUCUGCAAAUAUUUUUUUAAGGACAUUUCAUAACCAAAAUACAUAAAACAGUCCUACAAUUAGAGAAGGGAUUUGUUGAGUUGCUGCUGUGUAUCACUGUUACACGUCUUUUCACAUUUGUCAAAUCUGGGCUGAGCUGAUUAUCACUUCAGCUUUGGUAACUUCUGACAUGUUGAAACUCUUCCUCAUUUAAAUCAAAUGAGCAAGCGAGUGAGUGUUGCUGUUUGAAGGCUGGUUUCCUGAAUGUGUCAUGAUCUGUUUCGCAUGCAUCAAGCAACAGCCUGUUGUGGUGCUUGGCAUUGUAACGUGAUUUAAAGUUGAGGGGAUUCUUCUACAAGGACUGCUUUACAGAACCACUAAGAUGGCAUUACAGUUUCAAGAUGCCUUUUGGGGAGUGGAUUACAUCAGUAAUACUGGGUAUGAGACUGUUAUUCAGAGACUUAACGAUGGGCGACGGACAUGCAAAGACAUGGAGGAGCUCUUGAAAAUGAGAGCAUCUGCAGAGGAGAAAUAUGGCAAGGAACUGGUCGCCAUCGCCCGCAAAGCUGGGGGCUUAUAUGAGAUCUGCACUUUGAGAGCAUCUUUUGAUGAAAUGAAAACACAAAUGGAAAACAUAGGAAACCUGCACAUUUACCUUUCUGGACUUCUGAAGGAGGAGGUGAAGAGAAUGGAACAGUUCAGAGAGCGACAGAAAGAGCAGAGGAAAAAGUUUGAAGCGACCAUGGAGAAGGCCCAAAAGACAAAAGUCUCCCUCUACAAGAAAACAAUAGAAUCUAAAAAAACCUAUGAGCAGCGCUGCAGAGAAGCAGAUGACACAGAGCAAAUGGCUGAAAAGAUGGGUAACACUCAAAAUGUCACUCCCAAACAGACUGAAAAGCUAAACAACAAAGCUAAACAGUCGAGAGAAGCUGCACAGGAGGCUGAGAAACAGUACAAAUCAAACAUCGAACAGCUUGAAAUGGUCCGUCAAGAAUGGGAAUCAACACACAUUAACAUAUGUGAGAUGUUUCAACAGCAGGAAGGAGACCGCAUCAACAUACUAAGGAAUGCUUUGUGGGUGCACUGUAACCAUCUAUCAAUGCAGAGCGUGAAAGAUGACGAGUGUUACGAGAAUGUGAGGAAAAUACUGGAAGAGUGUGACAUCAUCGCAGACAACAACCAUUUUGUCGAGAGUAAACGCACUGGUUCAACCCCCCCAGAUCCAAUUGUAUUCCAAGAUUACUAUGAGAGGGAUGCUACAGCUGACAGCAAUGGCACUGCUGGAAUCGCAGGAGUCAUGAAAAAAUUUUCAAAUCUUCUGCAGGGGAACUGUUCCAGUGGCUCCAAAAUGUCGAUCAAUGAGCCAGCUGCACACCCUAUUGCCGACACAUCAGGAGUAUAUGCUACCGUUCCUCAAGUUCAAGUGUCCCAGACGAGCACUGAUGAAUACAAAGCCAUGUAUGACUACGUGGCACAGGGCCAUGAUGAGCUUUCUCUGUCGUUUGGGGACGUUGUGGUUGUUAUAGACCAAGGUCAGGAUGGUUGGUGGAUGGUGCAUAGAAACGGCCUUACAGGACUGGUUCCAGGCUCUUACCUUGCCAAAGAAUGAGUUUACCUGACCACCAUAUCGCGACUACAGUUCCUCAUGUAAUAUUUUGCCUUGCCAUUUACUUACAGCUUAAUUUUAUCACUUGCUCAUAUUUGCGUUACAUACAUCCUUUAAAGCGCUUGUGUAGGAUUUAAUAAUGUGUAAUUUGGUGUCCCCUAGUGGGAGACAUGAUAGCAGAGAGUGAUGCAUGUCAUUAACACCCCAUAAAUUUGACCCUGAAACCCCUCAGAAUAAAAGGUUGACACCAUUAAACAGAUAAAUACAUUUUUACAACCUAUGCAAUAAAAACACUCGAACAUAAAAUCCUACAAACAAGGGCUUUCAGAAUGAGACAGUGUUGAACUGUGUAUAAUGUAUUGUUAUGGCACAUUCACAUUACUGUGCCCUUAGUGCUGUUGUGUUGAGUGCUCCUCAUACCGGUAACAGCUGGGAGAUAUACUGGUCUCUCGCACAAGGUCACUGCA